Molecule: messenger RNA, 1349 nt
Organism: Aspergillus steynii IBT 23096
Lineage: Eukaryota; Fungi; Ascomycota; Eurotiomycetes; Eurotiales; Aspergillaceae
Exons: 1
Coding region: 359-1225 (288 amino acids)
Source: RefSeq, a predicted model, not a curated record
AGUUGAUUCACCCAGACGGUAAAUUUGACCCAGCAAGAUACUUCGAUGCUUGUUGGGUUGUAUUAACUGGGGAGACCAAUAUCCCAUCCCCAAGAGCCGCGGCGAAGAACUUCUGUGCAGCUGCAGCCCCGUUGAUGGGAUACAAAUUCUUACCUUCGCUAAAUGGUGGUUUGAUGUCACUGCCUGAUUGCGCACUUGUAUCAGCAUGUUAAUUCACUGAGUUCAGUUAAAUACAACAAUGAGAUGAAAGCAAGGACUUUCGUUUUUGCAAGAUCUUUCGGAUAGAAUUUUGUCGUAUUUCUUUUUUCUUUUUCUUUUCUCUUUUCUGCUCUAGACUUAUUCCCACAUGGAGCCCAACAUGGCAUCCGCCGGUCUUUCAGCUGCCUUGGAGAAGGUGCACCUGGAUCAAGACGAUCAUGAAGAUGUUCAGGAAAAGCUGGCAGCCCCAAGCUUGCCGGGUCCGUUUCGAUUCUUCGACCUUCCUUCAGAGAUUCGACUGCGGAUCUACUCGUUCGUCCUCUUUACACCUCGUCGCAGAAAGAAGGCACUGCGAGCAAAUGGCAGUGUAGGCGCCUCGUCGAAAAACCCUCCUCGUUCGCAAAUGUCCCACCGUAUCAAUCUGUACCUGGUAUCGCGCCGUAUGCACAAUGAAGCUACCGAUUUCUUUUAUUCCAGUCAAAUUUUCCGGCUGUUCCACAUUCAAGACUAUUGUCGGUUACCAACAAUCAGGUCCAUUUCGUCUCGAUACCUGCCGUCCAUUGCAACCCUCGAAUUGAUCCUGGGCUCUAGUUGGACCGCGCCGCCUGACAGCUGGACGGUUAACCGAGAAUUGGGCCUGGAGGAGAUGACUCGCGUCCGAACGUUCAAAAUUUUUAUAGAGUGCGACCCGUCGCAUCCGGUGUUUGAGGGCUUCCGAAUCUCCGAGGGUUUUUACACCGAUUUCGCCGGGGAAAUCGUGCAGCAGUCUCUCAAAAGACUACCCAAUGUGGUUCAUGUCGAGUUCGAUGCAUAUCCAUCGGUCCGCAAGAGCGGGGCAUUAAUGAGGCGAUUGCUCCAGGAAACAAGAUCGGCGUCAAAGCAAAUCGUCUGGGGUCCCGUGAGAGGGUGGACUGAUUUUGAUGGCGAGGAAACACCCAAGAGGAACCUUAUCUACGAGCUCAAUCUGGAUGAAAGUAGUCGGAACGAUCCUGUCACGCAGCGAAGACUUCGGAUUUUGAAUUCAUGACAUCAAUCUGUGCAUUUCCAUGAAGACAUGAUCAUGAUUUCUCUAUGAUUUGUGAUUUUUAUUGUAUAAAGUGCUUGUUUAGAUAUUAGAGGUUUAUACUAGAGUCAGUCAAAUUUUACAGCAG